Messenger RNA from Myotis daubentonii (Daubenton's bat), 4528 nucleotides. RefSeq names its product N-myristoyltransferase 2 (gene NMT2). NCBI's taxonomy places the organism in Eukaryota, Metazoa, Chordata, Mammalia, Chiroptera, Vespertilionidae. Gene Ontology annotation, molecular function: glycylpeptide N-tetradecanoyltransferase activity. The record is from RefSeq and is a predicted model, not a curated record. Gene Ontology annotation, biological process: N-terminal peptidyl-glycine N-myristoylation. Gene Ontology annotation, cellular component: cytoplasm.
UGCUCGCGCCGCCGCGGCCGCCGCGCUGGCCCCCGCGCUCGCGGCCCCUGGCGCCGCCUCCGCAGCCCGCGCCGCCGCGAUGGCGGAGGACAGCGAGUCUGCAGCCAGCCAGCAGAGCCUGGAGCUGGACGACCAGGACACUUGCGGCAUAGACGGGGACAAUGAGGAGGAGACCGAGCACGCCAGAGGAGGUUCCAGAGGGGACUUGGGGGCCAAAAAGAAGAAGAAGAAACAGAAGAGAAAAAAGGAGAAGCCAAAUUCCGGAGGCACCAAGUCAGACUCUGCAUCUGAUUCCCAGGAGAUUAAGAUUCAACAGCCUUCAAAACACAACAUCAUCUGGCAGCAGAUUUCAGCGGGAGCAGCCACGGAAUCCUGCCAUACCAGUGCAGAAGCUGCAGGACAUCCAGAGAGCAAUGGAGCUGUUGUCGGCGUGCCAGGGCCCCACCAGGAACAUCGGUGAGGCUGCCAAGCACAAAUACCAGUUUUGGGACACACAGCCGGUACCCAAACUAAAUGAAGUGAUAACAUCUCAUGGUGCCAUUGAAGCAGAUAAAGACAAUGUGCGCCAAGAACCGUACUCCUUGCCACAGGGCUUUAUGUGGGACACGUUAGAUUUGGGUAAUGCAGAGGUGCUCAAGGAGUUGUACACCUUGUUAAAUGAGAAUUACGUAGAGGACGAUGACAACAUGUUCCGGUUUGACUAUUCGCCCGAGUUCCUGCUGUGGGCUCUGCGUCCCCCAGGCUGGCUUCUUCAGUGGCACUGUGGAGUCAGAGUGUCUUCGAACAAAAAACUGGUAGGGUUCAUAAGUGCCAUCCCAGCAAACAUUCGGAUUUACGACAGUGUGAAGAAGAUGGUGGAAAUCAACUUUCUUUGUGUUCAUAAAAAAUUGAGAUCAAAACGGGUAGCCCCAGUGUUAAUUCGAGAAAUAACUAGAAGAGUGAACCUGGAAGGGAUUUUCCAGGCCGUUUAUACUGCUGGCGUGGUUCUUCCGAAGCCAGUGGCCACGUGCAGAUACUGGCAUCGGUCACUAAACCCCAGAAAAUUGGUAGAGGUGAAAUUUUCUCACUUGAGUAGAAAUAUGACUUUACAGAGAACAAUGAAGCUGUACAGACUUCCCGAUGUGACAAAGACUUCAGGCUUGAGACCAAUGGAACCAAGAGAUGUCAAAGCAGUUCGAGAAUUAACCAACAGUUACCUGAAGCAGUUUCACCUUGCCCCAGUGAUGGAUGAAGAGGAAGUAGCCCACUGGUUCCUCCCCCAGGAGCACAUUAUUGACACGUUUGUAGUGGAGAACUCCAGUGGUAAACUUACUGACUUCCUGAGCUUCUACACACUCCCCUCCACAGUCAUGCACCACCCUGCUCAUAAGAGCCUCAAGGCUGCCUACUCCUUCUACAACAUUCACACGGAGACGCCCCUGUUAGACCUCAUGAAUGAUGCGCUCAUUAUAGCUAAAUUGAAAGGAUUUGAUGUAUUCAAUGCACUAGAUUUGAUGGAAAAUAAGACAUUCUUGGAAAAACUCAAGUUUGGAAUAGGAGAUGGCAAUUUACAGUAUUACUUGUACAAUUGGAGGUGUCCAGGAACAGAUUCUGAAAAGGUUGGACUUGUAUUACAAUAGAUGGAUGUUUCCAUCCCUAGAACUCUGAUACCAUCCAUCAUUUGUUAAUAUUCUAUUUAAUGAUUCCUGGAACUGUCAUUCCAAAGAAUAAAAGCACAACCCAAGUGAAACUGAUGCAGUCAGUAAUAAUUGGAAAAGAUGAAAAAACAUCCAUAUGUGACCAAUACUACAUAUGUCUAGCUAGAAUGUUAACAUUCUUCCUUUUUUUCACUGUUUACCCAUUUGAAGGAGGGAUGAAAGAGUACAAAGAGCACAUUCCUCUAAUUUUCAAACUUUUGACCAUCUCUUGAAGGUAUUUUUCCAUUCUCUAGAAAGGGCCUUUUUUUUUUUUUUAUGGACGGAACAGAAGUCACAGACUUGUGUAAGAAAAUCUUUGCUAAUGUAUGGAGAUAAACUGCUACAUUUCUAUUUAUCAAGUGAUGGUCUUUUUGUCUGUGUAACAGAAUAAAGGAUCCAAUUGGGAAAUUUUUCCUCCUAUCAUCUUCCAUGCUAUCAUUGGAGACAUUUCUGGAAUCAGCAUUUCCACAACUCCAUGAUGAGUGGUGGGUGUUUGUGUGUAGAGCAAGAUAAAAAUGUACUGGUGACUAGUACAUUUAUUUCUCCAGAAGCAAAGUUGCCAAAUCAAUAAACACACAAAUUUGUACUUUAAUGUUCAACAGGUUGGUGAUUGGGUUCAAAAGCAAAGUUUUGUGGAAAUAUGAAAUGUGCUCUCUGAAAGAGUAUUCACCAUGACUAACUAGACUUUGCUGCUGCUGCACAAAGUCGUUUCUUUUCAGGAACAGCAAGGAUAUGUGAGGAAAGUGCUAAAGUCAAAGGAACUGCCCAGUGGAAUUUAUUAGUGCUAUCAGGAUAUUGAUAGUUUGAAUGUUUUUAUUACUUAUGCAAAAUUGCACAUAUUCCUUAAUGCUGACUUUAAUUUAUCAUGAAAGCUGUCAUGCUAAUAGAAAAUGUCUUAUUUGUAAAUAAGUAUUCAUACUUUUGUUACUGAUGGUGUUUUUAUCUAGAAUUUGAAAAAACAAGUUUCACAGUGUACAUAUAUAUAUAUAUAUAUUGUCAAUAGUCCAAGGAGAAAAAAGAUGCUAAAUGAGGCCAUAUAAACUGGCCUUGACUCAUUCCACGAAGUCAUUACUUUUUUCUGCCUUCCCUCUUCCAGUGCCUAGGCUGUUCUGUCCAGAAAAUUUUAAUUAUUUUAGACAUGAUGGCUUUUCCUUCAUGUUAUAAGUAGUCAAAUGAAACCAGUCCUAUCUUAUACCAGGCAGGGGCUAGCAAACUAUAGCCCAUCACCCUAAUCCAGCCCAUCACAUGUUUUUGUACACCCUAAGCUAAAGAUGGUAUUUACAUUUUUGAGUGGUUAGAGGAAAAUAACAACAUUUUGGGAUACAUGAAAAUUAUAUGAAUUUCAAAUUUCAGCAUCCAUAAAUAAAGUUUUAUUGGAACACACACUUAUUCACUUAUAUACUGCCUAUGGCUGCUUCAUGCUACAAAAGACAGAGUUGAUUUGUUUCCAUAGAGGUUGUAUGAACCAAAAAGUCUAACAUAUAUGCUAUCUGGCCCUGAAAGAAAAGUUGUUGAUCCUGAUUUACAUUAAGGAGCUGAAUGCUACUUUCUGCAGCUUGCCAUUAACCAACAGGCCAACCCAAGGCUUGUGGUAUCCUUGAGACUACCGGUAGAGGGCGUGCGUGGGCCCCACAGUAGAGCGUACUCAGAUAACUGUGUACUUUCUUGAAGACAUAAAGGAAGAGUUCUCAUUUAGGAUGAUUCAACCCAAUGGUAUUACUAUUUUUCCUUAACAGAAGAUGAAAACUUCAAGAAGCAAAACUGAACCAAUUUACCAGAGUUAAAUAAAUGAGAUUUUAACUUAAUCUGAAGCCAAGGCACAGUUGGGAAUUAUGUUCCAUUCAUUUUUAUAGCACAGAGUCAUACAAAGGGAGGUUUUCAAAUAAUUACAGAAUUGCCAGUCAGAAAUUUUGUCACGGGCUAAAAUUCCAAUUUUAUUAAAAUCUUUUUUUUUUCUCAUUUAAAAAUAACUAGCACAUUUGCCUCUAUAAUUUAAGCAAAUUAUGUAAAACUGCUGCGUUUAAGUAGCUAUCAGAACUAAAUUUCAGUGUAAUAUAGUGUUUUAAAUAUUCAAAAAACCUACAUUUGUCCUGCAUCCUUUGUCAAUAAUGAAAAUACUCAAUUUCUUAAGGGAUUUUUUUUUUUUUUGCCACGAUAGUAUUCAGUAAAAUUUAAAUGAGUGGAAGUAGCAUAAUUCAUGCAUCAAACAGAAUUAAAGCUGAAAAUAAACUCUGGCCACUCUUCCCCUUAAAUUAGAAAAAGUUACUUUUUCAAACACACACUGUAGGUAGCAGACACUGUCAUAACCAUAGAGUACUGAUUAUGCUCCAUUUCUUAACAUGAAGGAUGCCCAUCAUUGUACAGACUCGCCUCUGAGAAUCCAAGCUGUUUUUUUAUCUUCUUCCUGCCUCAUUGCACCUGAUUACCAUCAUACUUUUUAUACAUGUUAUGUUUUCAAGGAAAUGUUAACCAUGUAAAGUGGUGAAUUCUAACUAGUCAAAAGACCUUAUCUGGCUUUUCCUAAAGGUGUCAAGCCUUUCUCCCAAGCCAAUGCUUAGACCUACCCAAUGGAAGUAAAAUAGAAGGAAAUAAAAACCUGAUGUAUUGUUUCUGAAGACAAUGUAUUGCUUAGCAUUUAGUAUCUUUCCUUUAAAACUGAUGGCGUAUCUGCAGUCCAGUUUCAUCUACUCUAAUUUAGACCAUGUGCACUGUGGUACAUUUUCUAAGUUUGAGAGAAAGAUGUUAAGUGCUGUAGGAUACAGAUGUUUUUGCUCACAAGCAUUGUACCAACCUUUAAAAAGUGAAUCUAUACAAGCAUGGACAUUAGUGUCAAUAAACUUUUGAUAUGCAUA